Messenger RNA from Rosa chinensis, 1435 nucleotides. RefSeq lists its product as uncharacterized. The transcript has 2 exons. The coding region runs from base 4 to 1179 and encodes 391 amino acids. The record is from RefSeq and is a predicted model, not a curated record. Lineage: Eukaryota; Viridiplantae; Streptophyta; Magnoliopsida; Rosales; Rosaceae.
GGAAUGAGAGCGAGGUUAGGAUUAGGAAUUGCUAGGGAUCGGAAGCAGCACAUGAACAAGACAUUAUCAUUUACCAGAAACAAAUCUAGUUGUUCAGCAACAGCAGCAGCAGCAUCGGAGAAGAAGAAAGAGGAGGAAAAGUCGGUCUACUUAUAUUUCAAGGAGGAGACAACUAGUCACAAGGGUGUUCAUGACUGUAAACAUCGCACGAGAUUCCCUAUCCGCUCCGUCAAACUGAGCUACUUGUUAUCACCUUCGUCAUCGACCAAGACCAAUAUUGAUGAUGAUCCCAACAUCAGUGAUGAAGUCUUGCCUGACUUGAGGGAAACUCGUCGUUUCAUCAGAAGCUGGGCUCGGUCCUCUCCCCACUUCCUUUUCACUUCCCCUGCCCCAGGAGGAGGAGGAGGCCCCGCAUUUUCACAAUCCUAUGCUUCCCAGAUUUGUUCAUUACGAAACAAGGCCAAAGUACUCAACAAAAAUUUCCCGGUGAUUAAGCGUAUGAAGAAAAAUGAAGAUGAGUUGCUAUUUCUCGAGGAGGAGCUGCCGGCGGACCGAAAACUCUAUUGUCUCUCCCCCAAUCAAGUUUUCCAGGUUUUGGAUACCAAGUCGAAGGAAUGGUUAUCUCUAGAGGCGCCUCCAGGUACCCAACACAGAGGCAGCUUCUGCUUCUGCUCUGCAGUUUUCGGCACCAAAGUCUUACUCUGGUACGAAAAUAAUGUUGGAGUCUAUUGUUUUGAUGUCACCCAACCGGAGAAAGGAUGGUCAUCGACCUCACCAUCGUUGGGAAACUGCAUUCCCUUUCUCAAUUGCAGGUCCCCUUUUGUUCUUGAGCAUGAUAAUAAUAACAAUUUUAUUAUGUUCACCUUUGAUCCCGUAGCACAUGAUCACCCUGUAAAAGUCUUCCUCAUGUCUCAUCCAUGUGAUACAUUGCAACCCCUGAACCAACCUCUGCAAUUUCCAGAGGUCCCAGAUAUGCCUUCUAACUUUUGGAAUGAAAAUCCCGUUGAUUAUCAUUUUUGUCCAUCUAGGAGGUCAAAAAAUCUGCCUUGUUUUGCACAAGUUCUCCUACAUUUUGGAAAGGGAGACUAUUCCUGGUUAUCGACAUGUGUCUCCGCCUCAGUGGGAGGAGAUUUCUUUUCGUGGCAGAAACAAGGGGAAUCUUAUUCUCAUAACAUUUGAAUAUGAAAUUAACUUCGCAUCUUUGGACAUAGAGUACCGUGUGCUCACUACUCGUCACCUUGAAUACACCGGGAAGCGGGAUCCUAAGAGCGAAUUUUCUACAUUUACCACACGCGCAAAUCUAGCUGGUGCUACUGUGCUUUAAAUCUGUUCGUGGACUAUAUUUAGGCUGUUAGAGGCUCGAAGGGAUUCAUGUAUCUUUAUGAUUGAUCAGUUUGUGAUUGAUCCCGCUGAACAUGAAAGGACUAGCAUUGAG